AUUGUAUAAUUCAAUCAAAAUUCGAUCAAAACAUACACGCCUAUAAUUUAUCAACAAACUGAGAAUAUUGGUUUUGAUGAUUAUAAGGUAUUCAAUUUAAAUUAACAAACAAAAUUUUCGUGCCUAUCUUUUCUGCGGAUGUAAUGCUGAAGCGAUGUCGUUUAAGGCAACUAAGCUGUAAAUGUCUGUUGCUAAUCCUUCAAGAAGCUACUGGACACUCAAAUGCUUCCACUGCUUCAGUUUAGAAAAAAUGGAUAAAACAUCCAACGCAUGACUUUUGCUUCCUCUGUUUUAUCUCUUCAAAUUUUGAUCGAAAAUUAUUGUUACACUAACGAUCUCCAUGCCGAUCUCUUCAAUUUCUCUCUUCCGUCACCGAGCAACCGCCGUUAACAACUUCAUCCGCCAUGUAUCAGCUAUCCACCACCGUCAAGCCCCGAUCGUCACCGCCGCAGCUAAGCACCAGCAACAAAAACCUAAAAACUAUGUUAGCAAGAAUCUACUCAGAGCCAAACAACACACUGUGAAAGAAUUCUCCUCUCUCGCUCCAGUUCUCUCACCACAGGACAAACAGAACCUGACCGAGUCCCAAGCAAUAGGUACUGUAGCCGCCGCCCAAGCGAAUUUCAUGCGCGUGAUCGUCCAACCAGAACCUUCUAGAACCUCCGAUUCGUCUUCCAACAUCACUAGUGGAGUGGAGCUGCUGUGUGUGGUGAAAGCCGUGCUGAAAAAGAUAAGACGGAGAGUUUUGGUCGGGGACAAGGUGGUGGUGGGGUCCAUUGAUUGGGUGGACCGCAGAGGCAUGAUUGAGAAUGUGUUUCAACGGAGUACGGAGAUUCUGGACCCUCCCGUGGCGAAUGUGGACCAUUUGCUCGUGCUUUUCUCACUAGACCAGCCCAAGCCAGAGCCAUUUACGCUCACAAGGUUCUUGGUUGAGGCUGAGUCGACAGGAAUUCCACUCACCCUAGCAUUGAACAAAGUAGAGCUUGUUGAUAAGGAGACACUGGUUGGAUGGAACACUAGGCUGCAUGGUUGGGGCUACGAACCGCUGCUUUGCAGUGUCGAAUCAAAAUACGGACUUGACUCUCUUGCAUCAAGCUUGAAAAAUCAAACAACUGUAAUUGUGGGUCCAAGUGGAGUUGGGAAGUCUAGUCUUAUUAAUGCUUUGAGAAGCAAUCCUAGUGCUGCUGAUGCUGCUGAAGGGGAUAAUUGGUUUGAACCAAUUUUGGGAAGCAAAUGGUUAGAGGAUCAGCGUGUUGGGGAAGUUUCAACCAGAAGUGGCAGGGGAAAGCAUACCACGCGCCAUGUUUCUUUGCUUCCAUUAUCUGGAGGAGGUUAUCUAGCUGAUACUCCUGGGUUUAAUCAGCCUAGUUUACUGAAAGUAACUAAGCAAUCUCUUGCACAAGCUUUCCCUGAGAUUCGGAAAAGGUUGAAAGCCAAUGAGCCCUUGAAAUGUACAUUCAAUGAUUGCGUGCAUAUUGGUGAACCAGGGUGCGUUAUAAAAGGGGAUUGGGAAAGAUAUCAAUACUAUUUUCAACUUCUUGAUGAGAUCAGGAUGAGAGAGGUGUUUCAGUUGAGGACAUUUGGAACCAAAAGAGAGGGUGAUGUAAGGUACAAGAUGGGUGACAUGGGUGUUCAGCAAGCUGAACCACGAUUGGAGCCUAAAAAGCACCGAAGACAGUCUCGCAAGAAGAUCAACCAGUCAAUAUUAGAUGAGCUGGAUGAGGAUGAGGAUGAGGAUGAGCUGGAUGAGGAUGAGGAUGAGCUAGACUUGGAAAAUGAUCCCAUUUUGAGAGAUAUGAGGAACGAAAGCCAGUAGAAAGUUGGUUUUAAACAGUAAGUGUAAAUGAGUAGAUUUUUGACCCUCUUUUUUGUUACAGCUGCUACACUGAAUUCAUCGGUACGGGUAAUGAUGUGAUACCAAUCAGAUUUGUGAGUUUUCUUGGAUAGAGAAUAAAUCCUUGUAUAAUGGCUGCUAGUGGGACUGAUUGAGAUCUAAUGUGUUAACAUUUGCAAUUUUCUCUUUCAUGGUAUGCACUACCCACAGCGUUAAUUUUUGCAGAAACAGAUGUCAGGCAGUAAAGCAGUGAACUAGUGAAGAUUUUAGGAUGUAAAAUUGAGUUCCAGCUUGUGUCUUUUUUUUUCUAAAUUUUAACCCUGUUUUUCCAUGUACCGGUUUAUAAACUUGGCAUCUGAUGCUCCAAUAUAUGAUGCCCUUAAUUUUGUUUGAAA
Messenger RNA from Pistacia vera, 2229 nucleotides. Its product is annotated as small ribosomal subunit biogenesis GTPase RsgA 1, mitochondrial-like. The record is from RefSeq and is a predicted model, not a curated record. Gene Ontology annotation, molecular function: GTPase activity; GTP binding. Lineage: Eukaryota; Viridiplantae; Streptophyta; Magnoliopsida; Sapindales; Anacardiaceae. The coding region runs from base 341 to 1816 and encodes 491 amino acids. The transcript is spliced from 5 exons.